Trichoderma atroviride IMI 206040 is the source of this 1515-nucleotide messenger RNA. RefSeq lists its product as uncharacterized. NCBI's taxonomy places the organism in Eukaryota, Fungi, Ascomycota, Sordariomycetes, Hypocreales, Hypocreaceae. Gene Ontology annotation, molecular function: iron ion binding; oxidoreductase activity, acting on paired donors, with incorporation or reduction of molecular oxygen; heme binding. The record is from RefSeq and is a predicted model, not a curated record.
AUGUCUUCUCUCUCUGAUAGUCGAUGUCUAAUACUUUGUCUUUUCUCCCUUGUCGUCACUUACACUCUUCGCCAUAUAAGCCAUCAAAUCCACCAGCGCCAAGUUUCACAAGCAAAAGGCUGCAAAGAUGCUCAAUCCAAAGCCCCAGUCAAGGACCGAUUCAUCGGACUUGACUUUAUCUAUGAUUGCCUCUUCACAAAGCCUAUCGAAAAGUACCUCGAUUACACCUAUAAGACGUUCCAACAGCUGGGAUCUACCUACGUGUGCCAAAGAUGGACAUGGGAGGCGACCUAUACAUGUGACAGCCGGAAUAUUAAACACAUCCUGGCUUCUGGCUUCGCUGAAUUCAAGCUUCCCCGCCUUCGGGUCAAUGCCAUGAUGGGGCUUCUCGGAAGCGGCAUCUUUACCCUGAACGGACACUCGUGGUCACAUGCCAGAGCUGUCUUGCGACCUUGCUUCGCAAAGCAAAACAAAGAAGACAUGGUUAGCAUGCUCGAAACGCACUUCCAGGCCCUGCUUAGAAGAAUCCCUCUUGGUGGGGAGACUGUUGAUGUACAGCCGCUCUUCUUUUGGCUUACCAUGGACUUUGCGACACAUUUCCUCAUGGGCCACUCGACGCAUGUGCUUGAUCGCGCAUCGAGCCAUGCCAAAGAGAAGCAGUUUGUAGAUGACUACUUGACAUGCUCGACGGAGAUUGUUAGGAAGAUGCAACUCGGUCCACUUCAAAUAUUCUCCUUCAAUUUUGGGGCGAUGAGGGCACGGAGCCGUGUGUUCAAAUACAUUGACGAUUUCAUCAGCGUGUCUCUGGAUAAAGAAGGAGAAAAUGAUGACGCUACGAAUUCUGGACUCAAUGUUCUACAAGGUUUAGCAGCCCUGACAACAGAUCGGAAGCAGCUGAGAGAUCAGAUCCUCCAUAUACUCGUUGCAAGUCGAGAUACUACGGCUUGUCUCCUGAGCAAUUUGUUUUUUGUCUUGUCUAGGAAGCCACAUGUCUACGAAAGGUUGAGGCAAGAAGUUCUUUCAGUCGCAGGUACGGAACCAGCGACAAGCAAUCAGCUGAAUAGCAUGGAGUAUCUGAAGUGGUGUGUUCAAGAAUCUUUGAGACUCCAUCCUGUAAUCCCGACCAAUGCUCGCGAGGCCUCCAAAGACACGAUUCUCCCAUAUGGCGGUGGCAAAGACGGCAAUUCACCUCUUCUCAUCAAGAAAGGAAGUCUUGUCAUGUAUAAUACCUACGCCAUGCAUCGAGAUACAGAGGUUUUUGGACCUGAUGCUGAAGAAUUCGUGCCCGAGCGGUGGAAUGGACUCAGACCAGGCUGGGGAUAUCUGCCAUUUAACGGCGGACCGCGAAUCUGUAUCGGCCAAAAGUUUGCGCUCUUGGAAACUCAUUAUUUAGUAUCGAGAAUGGUACAGACUUUUGAGACGAUAAAGACGAAUAAAGAUACAGAAUGGGUCGAGCUCUAUGCCCUUGCAACAACUUGCAAGGAUGGAGUAAACGUCAGCCUUAAAAGAGCUUAA